This is a messenger RNA of Galleria mellonella (greater wax moth), 1598 nucleotides long. Its product is annotated as solute carrier family 22 member 1-like. Gene Ontology annotation, biological process: transmembrane transport. The coding region runs from base 75 to 1598 and encodes 507 amino acids. Gene Ontology annotation, molecular function: transmembrane transporter activity. Lineage: Eukaryota; Metazoa; Arthropoda; Insecta; Lepidoptera; Pyralidae. The transcript is spliced from 3 exons. Gene Ontology annotation, cellular component: membrane. The record is from RefSeq and is a predicted model, not a curated record.
AGUAAUAAUCAUGACACAGUCAUGAGAUAUUGGAUUAGUAUAUUAUUUUAUAGUUAUUUAUAUUUUUUACCAAAAUGCCAAGAGUAAAGAAUAUCAAACUAAACAAUCCAAUAGAAAAACGUUUGGAUGUUAUUUCUCCAUAUCAUUAUUAUUUAUUUUUUCUUCUGUUUCUAAGCAAACUACCAAUCUUCUGGCACGUAUUGAACCUUAUAUUUUUGUCACCUCCUAUGGAGUACUAUUGUAAUGCAACAGAAACGAAUACUAAUAAUGAUUCCAUUGAUUUGAAAAAUGUGUGUCCAUGCAACGAACCUUGGUGGAAUAGAAACGUGUUUACUGAAACUGUGCAAACAAAAUUUGCGCUUAUUUGCGAUAGUACAUGGUUAAUUAGCUUUUCAGAGAGCAUGCUGUAUGUGGGCACAUUGUUUGGAUCUUUAGUUUUCGGGUUUUUAUCUGAUAAAUAUGGACGCCUUUCUGUAUUUUCAAUGUGUUGCUUGAUAUUAGCAAUAUCUGGAUGCCUCGUCAGUACCAUGCCCACUGCAGGUUCUUUCAUCAUCAUGAGAUGUAUAGAGGGCAUUGGAGUUGGUGGAGCUAUAGUCACAUCCUAUGUCUUAUGUGUAGAAUAUUUUGGUGUUAGAUACAGAGAAAUGAUCACUGCCCUUUUCCAUAUUCCUGUAAAUUUAGGCCAUAUAACUUUGCCUGGAGUUUCGUAUCUACUAAGAGAUUGCGAUGAGUUCCAAUUAGCGCUUUCAAUACCUAUAUUCCUUUUUGUGGGUUUAAGAUGGCUGAUAAUGGAAUCUCCUAAAUGGUUGAUGGAUAACGAUCGUAUCGAAGAAGCUGCCAUGGUCAUGGAAAGACUUUCAAAAUUCAAUAGAACAUCAUUUGAAAUUAUAAAAGAAGAAAUAGAAGCAUUCCAUGCAACCGAAGCAAACAGAAAUCGAAGAAAGAUAAAGUUUUGGCAAAUUUUCAAACAUAGGAGGUUACUGCAAAAUCUUGGAUGUAUGUCACUCAUUUAUUUCGUAUGUGGAAUGGGUUAUUACGGUGUAUCUCAAUAUAUUGGAAAAAUGAGCGGUGACAUACACGCAAACGUUGCUAUAUCUGGCGCUUUGUUGUUGCCAGGAACAAUAUCUGCUAUUUUUCUUUUAAAAAUAUUAAAGAGACGUACUUUUUUGAUGUCUACAAAUUUUCUAUCAGGUUUCUUCAUGAUUAUCGUAAUUUGUAUUCCAAAUCAUUUAGCAUGGGUUAGGGUGGUAUUUGCUUGUAUUGGCAACUGUUUCUUCUUCAUAUCUUUCAUUAUUGUAUUUCUUUACGGAGUAGAGUUAUUUCCAACAUCCGUAAGAAAUUCUGUAUUAGGAUUUCUAUCGGUAUUAUCAAGAUUGGGGCAAAUUGUAGCUCCAUUUGUAAAUUCUCUGCCCGAGCUACAGUCUGGAAUCAUAUUUGGCAUAAUGGCUAUAUUCGGUGCCCUAUUAUGUUACCCUUUACCUGAAACUAAGCAUGCUGAGUUGCCAUCAUCUUUAGAAGACUCAAAGACGCUCCAUCGAAAAACAGCCCAUGUAGAAAGUAGUAACACUCAAAGUAAUCAUUCUUUAGCCGAGCAAUAA